This is a messenger RNA of Bombus terrestris (buff-tailed bumblebee), 834 nucleotides long. RefSeq lists its product as uncharacterized. The transcript is spliced from 3 exons. NCBI's taxonomy places the organism in Eukaryota, Metazoa, Arthropoda, Insecta, Hymenoptera, Apidae. The record is from RefSeq and is a predicted model, not a curated record. The coding region runs from base 153 to 791 and encodes 212 amino acids.
CAAACAAUAGUACGGCAAAAAAAGACGAGAACACGAGUUUAAAAUUGGUGAUACGGUCUUCACCCACAACGGAAACAGAAUGAAUAGAAAUAAGCUGGAAGAAAUUAGGAAAGGACCUUUCAAAAUUUUGAGAAAGAUUUCAAACUCUAUAUAUGAAGUGGAUAACGGUAACCGGAGAUCUGAAGGGAAUUUCUUCAAACUGGCCCGGAAAAACGACCGAACAGAAAGGAAGUCGAUCGAAGAGCUUCCGUUCCAACAGCUUCGACGUGUCGACAUUGCACGGAGCUAAAAGUAAGCUUAGCGGAUCCUCGAAAGCCGCUAUUUCGACCUUUAUGGCACCGUCGAAUUGGUUCACGAAGAGACACCAACCGAUGUCGAAGAAGCCGGAAGAUUUGGUAACGGCCAGUUUAAGUCUCAAGUUGGAUAAAUCGAAGGUAGUGAAGGCGGUGAAGUCGUAUGGGACAAACACAAAGUCGUAUGGGACAACACUAGUGGAACCAAAGUGGACGCUCAGAACGAAGCUCAUUCUCUGGAGUGAAACUUUUAGUUUCUCUUUCUUACGCGAUAAAGGAGAGGUAUUUGGUAGCGCAAUUGAGAAGAUGUUAACGGCGCAAAAGGGAAACGAUACGGGGGCUUCCGGGUCGAGCGGAAAGCCCUCGGUAUCUCCGAACAAACCAAUGUCAGGCAAAGCGACAAAUUGGUUUUCAAAUACCAAGAAUCAAAAUCGGAAUCAGACGGAAUCCAGCGAACCGUCUCUCUGUUCUUCCCUAAAGGACCUAUUCAACAAUUAAUGGGGAAGAACAAAUGCUAAUAAAUGUUAAGUGUCUCUAGUUU